UUGCGGAAUUCCUCAGAUUCUUGUAAGGAAAUCAAGAGGCUGUAUGGUUAUGAGGGCAACAUUGUUUUCACUGACAACAAAGAUCAAAAGGUUAAGACCUUUAAUUCCUUAAGUGCAACAGUCGAGACCUUGUUGGGUACUGGCCAUGAAGGAACCGCUGAUGGAACUGAAGAAAGCUGCUCAUUUACACAAGUUCAUGCAAUCUGUUCCUUGUAGAAAAUUUUUUUGUUUCUGAUAUAGCUGCUGAAACAAUCAAACUAGUUUCGGGGCUUACUGGCAAAGUGUCCUUUCGUCGCAACCUCAAGAUGCUGUGUGCAAUGUUUCAUCUGUAAAUGCUUAUAUUAAAAACACAGUCGCUGAAGUAAGGCAGCACUAUAAAAUGAAAGAAACAGCAACAAUAAAUGGCCCUGAAGGAACUGUUUCCAGAAAAACACAGGAGUCAUUGGUGCUUCUCGAAAGAGGUAUGGAACAGCUACGAGAUAACGUUAAGAAUGUAAACGAGGACUAUCUUGGUGACAUUGACCUGCGUACGCUGCUAACAACUCAGGUGGAGAACCUUCAUGCAGUCUCCCACUUCAAAAACGAGACUUUCACCGCUCUUCAGUAUGGUCAAGACUUUGGAACAAUUUCAAAGGAAUCUUUAAAGAGAACAACAAAGUGGGGUGCGAAGUACUUCACACUUGAGAAGUCUUAUUAUCCAGUGCCUAAAUCCAGUGUGGAGUUACGGGACGUAAAUGUGAUGAAACUUCCUCCAGCAGAUAACGUUGACCCCAACAUUGAGGCAGCCAUGAAGGAAUUGGUUGACAGGUAUCGACCUGUCAAG
Pocillopora meandrina is the source of this 823-nucleotide messenger RNA. NCBI's taxonomy places the organism in Eukaryota, Metazoa, Cnidaria, Anthozoa, Scleractinia, Pocilloporidae. The record is from the annotation of a GenBank genome assembly.